UUGAGCGUAUAGUGAUCGAAAAAUACUAACGAGAACGUUUUCAACGUCGUGGAGUUGUAGAUGAGAAACGACGAACGGAAAGGGAAAUGAAAUUUCUCUCUUUUACCCUUUAGGCUAAAUGGAUUUGACAGCCAUGGUAACGAGUAUCGAAACAAAUCUCUGGCCUUUACUCGUUGGCUUGAGAAUCUUUGGCUUCCACAUGGGGUCCAGCAAGAAACCGAGUGAAGGAUCACGUUACUCCAUUUGCCUGACAGUCGUCGGUUCCCUGAUGGUUUUGUCGACUGUCGUGAUUCACUGCACUUCGUUCGUUUGUGGCGUGAUGAGAUUGAAAGCCAAUGGAAUCGGUACCAACGGCACUAACUUGACGACGGCCAAUCUUCUCAACAUCGGGAUCGAACAUCUCAAUUACACUUGGGUCCUCAUCGGCGUUCACGUCACCUUCUUCUUCGUCUCACUCACGUCCAACUGGACAACGUUGUGGGAUUCUCUGCUCUUGAUAGAAAGGGACUUGAAAUUGAACUCAACGUUUCACCGCAAGUGCAAGAAGAGCGUCAGCAUUGGAUUCUGUUUUCUACUGAUCGAUUGCGUCAGUCACUUGCUCAUCUCGAUCCGAUCGUUUUACUGGGAUAUGGGCGUUCUCAGUCCGUUGGCCAUUGUCCUGUCCAACGUUUCCAGGACGACUAUCGUCAGCGUUUUCCUGCUUUUCUGCGUCCUCGUGCGAGUUAUUAUGCUCGUCUUUCAAACGCUGAACGACCAAAUCGCCCAUCUAGACGAAACGGACCAGUUUCCCUCGUUGUACUUGACCAGCAGGGUCUUGAAUAUCCGUCUAGAAAAAUGGCGCAGAAAUCACACUCUGGCCUGCGAAUUGGUCGAGAUGGUCAACCAAUGUUUUGGCAUCGUGAUGCUCGUCACGGUUGUCAAUGUUUUCAUCAGUUUCAUUACGACGACGUUUGAGAUUGUGCGUUCCAUGCAAGACGAUGCGACGAUACCUGUCCUUUUCACCGUCAUCUUCAUUAAAAAAUCCAUUUUGCUCUCCAUCAUUAUUUAUGAACCCUAUCGUCUACAAUCCGAGGCUGCUCGGACUGCAGUCUCUCUCCGCAAACUUCAACCUUCCACUGCUGACCUUUUGACCCAAAUCAAACUGAAUACUGUUGUAAUCGAGGUAACUCACGCCGGCCCGAAAAUCACGGCCAUGGAAUUCUUUGACGUUAAUCGCAGACUUUUGCCAACCGUAAGUUUAACGUACUUUUCUUCGUCGUCCAUUGCUAAUCGCUUGAUUUCCUCUGUUUCAGUUGAUUGGCAGCACAUUGACGUACGUGGCCAUUCUCUGUCAAGCCUCGUCAAAUACCCACCCAUCGUUCAAGUAACAAUAAAAUUCGUUUAAUUGCUCUACGAUUAACAGACAGUUACAUUUUGCCGUAAAGUGGAACACAUCAGCUAUAAGACUGCGCUCGUCAUUCCAAACUGUCCAUAUCAGCACUUCCAUCGUUGAGAACUUAGGCUGGUGGGCGGAACAAAUCUCACGUUCGAUGGACGACACUUUGCUCCGUUGAUUUUGUUAUUAGUAUACUGUAAAGCCCUACUAAAAUACUAUAAACAAACGAGCUGAGCAACGCACAGUAUAUACAUCUCGUCUAGGAUUGAGAAUCCAUUUUCGCUGAGGUAACAAGAGAGCAGCAGGCUUUGGUUACUCACAAAGAUAACAUUUAGAGGGGUGAUGUAAAGUUCUGUCUGUGUCAAGCUGAUGGAUCUGUAGGACUAAAUUGCUCUAUUAUUGGAUAGAAUACAAGGGGACUAAUCAUCA
Daphnia magna is the source of this 1804-nucleotide messenger RNA. RefSeq lists its product as uncharacterized. The transcript has 4 exons. Gene Ontology annotation, biological process: sensory perception of taste. The coding region runs from base 119 to 1384 and encodes 421 amino acids. Lineage: Eukaryota; Metazoa; Arthropoda; Branchiopoda; Diplostraca; Daphniidae. Gene Ontology annotation, cellular component: membrane; axon; neuronal cell body. The record is from RefSeq and is a predicted model, not a curated record.